Salpingoeca rosetta is the source of this 3489-nucleotide messenger RNA. RefSeq lists its product as uncharacterized. Gene Ontology annotation, molecular function: nucleic acid binding; zinc ion binding. The transcript has 5 exons. The record is from RefSeq and is a predicted model, not a curated record. Bases 1 to 3489 code for a protein of 1162 amino acids. Gene Ontology annotation, biological process: DNA integration. NCBI's taxonomy places the organism in Eukaryota, Choanoflagellata, Craspedida, Salpingoecidae.
AUGCAGCACUUCGGCAUGGACCAUUGGAAGGCUGCCAAGCACCUUCUUCGCUACAUCAAGGGCACCUUGUCCUACAUCAUCAAGUACGCCGCCACUGGCGACACCAGCCACGGCAGCGCUGCCGACGGCGUGCUCUCAGCGUACUCGGAUGCGUCCUUUGCCUCCGACGUUGACACGCGACGUUCCCGCACGGGCUUCGUCGUCUUCUGUUCCACGGGCCCCGUGUCCUGGAACUCCAAGCUGCAGGCCACCGUGGCCACAGCCUCCGCCGACGCGGAGUACAUGGCUCUCGCAGCCACCGCACAGGAACUCAUGUUCCUUCGCCAACUCCAGGAGGAGCUCACCGGCGCCGUCCUGUGCGAGCCCACGCUCGUCCACACGGACAACCAGCCGGCGCAGCGCGUUGCCGAACACGCCGCCUCACGCAUGCGGCACAUCCUCGUCAAGUACCACUACAUCCGCGAGUGCGUUGACACCAAGAGGAUUGUGCUGAGCUACCUCGCCACGGAGCACAUGAUCGCAGAUCUCCUCACGAAGAUCCUCCCUCGGCCCAAGACGGCUCAGUUCUGCACGAUGCUGUUCGACCAGCGUCCUCUGCCAGGCUGCCAGCCACGGGCCCGUCCUCAUUCGGGCCGAACAUCAACGCAGCAGAGAGGAUGGGCCCGGCUCAAGGACCACUACGCUUCGCAGGACCGCCUCCGCAUCGCAGAGCUCAAGGAGGCGCAGCUUCACGUUCCCUGCGGCAACCUCGCCCGCUUCUUCGAGCGACACAUGGAGCUGCAGCAGCAGUUGCAGGACGCAGGCGUGCGCCAGGACAACGAGGACCUCUUCACCAUCGUCUGGAAGCAGCUGCCACGCUGGACAGCCCCGCUCACGCUUCCCUACUUUGCCAGUGGCCGCUUUCCCUCCCUCCUCGAGCUCAGCAUCAGGCUGCAGCAGUUGGAGCAGCAGAUGCGUGGUUCACGCACACAGCCGCAGGCAGGCGGCUUCAUGGCAAGCGCACCGCCACGCAGAGGUGGAAGACGCGGCUUCUCCAACAACAGCAACAACCACGGACGCCAGGGACGCAACAACGGCGGCGGUAACGGCAACGGCAACGGCAAGGGGCGCCGCUUCCGUGGCAACUGUCACUACUGUGGCAAGUAUGGACACCGUGCAGCAGAGUGUCGCAAGAAGCAACGCGACAACGGAGCAACAGGCUUCACUGCACAGGCACAGCAUCAACAUGGUCAAGACGCAGCAACCUUCGUCGCUGCCACAGCUACUACACCCACGCAGCUGCAUGACCCACUCACGUGGCUUGCAGACACGGGUGCUUCACACCACCUCACCUUCGUCAAGGACGCCUUCGUGGAGCUGUCACCGCACCUGCAACAGCACCAUCCACGCCACAUCACUGCGUUUGGCGGCACACGUGUGCCCGUGCGCGGUGUUGGCUCUGUGCUGUUGCAUGCACGCACGACGAGCGGAGCUACGAUGCAGAUUGUGCUACAGGAGUGCCUCUACGUGCCCGAGGGCCACGCCAACCUCAUCGCCCUCGGUCGUCUGACUAGGGACAGCAGCGGCAGGCCAACGGGCCACUCGCAGCGUGAUGGCGCUGAUGGGCACUACGUGCGCUUCAGCCACGGAGCCGAGGUCAAGCUGAAGGAGCGCAGCAGCCUCCGAUGCUGGCCCAUUGUUGCUGUUGGUCCAUCCACGGCACACGGACUCACCACCGAUGCCUGCAAGCAACCACAGCAACACGCAGCAGCUCCUGCAGCCCAGAGCAAGGUGCAGACACCAUCGAUGCAUGAGGUGCUUGGCCACCGCAACGACAACGACGUGCAGCAGUACUGCAAGCUGAUGGGCAUCGACGAUCGCAACGCCAUCAGCAGCAAGCAGUGUACAACGUGCGCAGUGACCAAGAGCACUCGUCACAGCGUCAGCAAGCACGCGGAACGCACACAGGACGCAGUUGCCGCGUUCCAGUCUUUCCUGCGCGAGACCAAGCUCCCCAUCUCACCCACAACAACAGCACUCCAGACGGAUUCCGAUGCCAUCUUCCUCGGAGCUGACUUCCAGGCCAUCGUCAAGAAGCACCUGAAGCAGCACCAGCAGUCCCCGCCGUACACCCAGGCGCAGAACGGCAUCGUCGAGCGACAGCACCACCACCAUGAACUUACAACACUUGACGCAUCGUACUGGAGCCUCGCCUGCAACCACGCCCUCCACAUCCUCAACAACAUGCCUCGCCCUUCCCUCCACGGCAAGACACCGCUACAAAUUGUCACGGGCUCGCUGCCCAAGCACGUGCCACAGCUGCACGUCUUCGGGCAGCCGGCCGUCGUCCACAUCAGCACACAGCGCGGACGCCUGCAGCCCAAGGGUCGUCGAGGCAUCUACGUCGGCUACAACAGCAGCAGCAACAGCCACCUCGUCUACUUCGCAGACACAAACACCGUUGUGUCCUCCAUCCACGUCCGCUUCCUUCCCUUCUCCAAGGCCGAUGAUGUCGUGGAUGAGGGGGAGGAGCAAGUGCAGACAUCCACAACAUCGUCCAUGCUCCAGCUUCCCAGUGCACGUGACAGCAGCAACAGCACCACUGACGGUGAGCCACCAACGGUUCACAUCGACGAGGAGCAGGACGAGGAUGUCGAGACAGACUUCCUGCUCACGGACUUUGACACCAACAGCAGCAGCGACACCAACGACGCCAACUACGACCCCGACACAACAGAUGCAAGCGACACCGAGGCAGGCGCGUUCACAGCAAGCAGCAGCGACCACACCAGCCUCACGGAGCCUGCAAGCAUCAAGCAGGCACUUAAGAGCCAGCAACGCAAGCAGUGGACUCAGGCAUGCUUGGAGGAGAUCGGAGCGAUGGAGCGCAACGGCGUCAUCAAGCUCAUCCCACGCAGCGCCGUGCCACGGCAGCACACGCCUCUCAAGUCGCGCUUCAUCUUCAAGGUGAAGCGUGACGCUGAGGGCGCGCCGACGCGCUUCAAGGCACGCUGGGUCGCCAAGGGCUUCAGCCAGCGACCGGGCAUCGACUUCCACCAGACCUACGCCCCAACACCAACAGCCAAGACCAUCCUCACUGUGCUCGCCGUCUCCCUGCAACGACAGCACCAGCUGCACCAGCUCGACUUCAAGUCGGCUUACCUGCAGGCUGAUCUCAAGGAGGAGCUGUACAUGGAGCUGCCGCCGCACUUCACCGACAUCGGCGACGGCGCUCAACGCUACGCGGGCAAGGUGUGCCGGCUGCUCAAGCCGCUCUACGGUCUCAAGCAAGCUGGCCGUGCAUGGGCCAAGAAGCUGCACACCUUAAUCAAGACCAACGGAUGGGCGCAAAGCAACGUCGACGCUUGCCUCUUCACCAAGCUCCACGACGACGGACAGCGCACAUGGAUCAUCACGUACGUCGACGACCUCAUCAUCAGCGGCAGCAGCGAGCGCCACAUCCGUGCCUGCAAGCAGCAGAUCAAGGAGAGCUUCGAGGCUGAGUGUUGA